This is a messenger RNA of Staurois parvus, 416 nucleotides long. Lineage: Eukaryota; Metazoa; Chordata; Amphibia; Anura; Ranidae. The record is from the annotation of a GenBank genome assembly.
GGGUCAUCUGGCGCUGGAUCGUCUGGCUCGACAGCGGCAUCGGGUCACCAGGCAUGACAGCGGGCACUGGGUCAUCAGGCAUUGGAUCGCCUGGCUCGACAGCGGGCAUCGGGUCACCAGGCAUGACCGCGGGCACUGGGUCAUCAGGCAUUGGAUCGUCAGGCUGGAUCAGUUCAUCAGGCUGGGUAGAGACAUCAGGCUGGGUAGAGACAUCAGGCAGGGUAGAGACAUCAGGCAGGUGUGGGGGUGCCGAGAGCACCAGGCUGAACCACGGAAGGCAGGUUCUUAGACGGCAGGCUCACCGGUUUGGAUACUGGCAGGAUGGUACUGGUUGGAAAGAAUUUUCGCUUUUUUCUGGUUUUAACUACUGGAGCACUGCAAGUAAACGCAGGUCUGCAAACGAAUGGAGCACCUGA